This is a messenger RNA of Trichoplusia ni (cabbage looper), 575 nucleotides long. Its product is annotated as segmentation protein cap'n'collar-like. NCBI's taxonomy places the organism in Eukaryota, Metazoa, Arthropoda, Insecta, Lepidoptera, Noctuidae. Bases 77 to 541 code for a protein of 154 amino acids. The transcript is spliced from 4 exons. The record is from RefSeq and is a predicted model, not a curated record.
UUUUUAAAUGUUUGCUACCUCAGAUCUUCGGACUCGAUGGCUUUGUUGAUAACUUUUUCACAGAGAUUCCUUAGAAAUGAAUACAAAUAAAGAAUUGCAUUUUAAUUUAACUAAUAAACGGUUUCUUCCACAGUCGUUAAUGCGUUCGAUGUCAGUGGAGCAACGCUGGCAGGACCUGGCCUCGCUGCUGACCAUCCCGCCGCCGCCACCCCCUGACCAGUACCAGCACUACCACCACCACCACCAGCACCACAACAUCACUGCUCACGGUGCGGCUGGGGGCUAUGCGCCGAACUACCACGCUCAUGCCCCUAUACCGCCUGUUCCCGAGAAACACCCCGAGUCAUACGGUGGCGCCGCCGCUCCGCUAGAUGGCGCUUACAAGGUGGAAGCGGCGCAGCACCCCCAACAACAUGACCCCCUCUACUAUCAAAAUUCCACAACAGAAAUGACAGGUCCGACAAACCAAGAUGGCUUCUUACAAUCGAUUUUAAACGACGAAGACCUGCAACUCAUGGAUAUGGCGAUGAACGAAGGUUAGUCUUUAUAUAAUACUAGCUGUUGCCCGCGACUUC